CAUUAGUAAGUUCGAUCGCGCUGUAGUUCUGUCGAACAGUUAGGCUAUAUAAAUAAUAAAAAGGAAACUAUUGAGAACAUUUUGAUCCUUACCUCCACACAGCCCUGUCGAUAGUUUAAGGGAGUAAUUCUUAUAUUUUAAUACGCUUUAUUUUUAAGGGGUGUGUCCUCAGAAUUUAUUGUUUUGGUUUUGGACGUGACGUCAGCGGACAGCUGUGCAUAUUAAGGCGCUAGCGCUGUCAGUGCGGGAUGUGCAAGGACACCAGUCGUUACAGUGACCGAGCUGCUGUUGGGUUUUUUUCGUCCGCCGUAGAGAAAUACUGGCAAGGGAGGGAGGUAGUUGGGUUUGUACCUUUAAGAAAGGGCGGAGAAAGUAGAGCCCCGCGGGUUGUGUGUUGAGCGCAGUGCUGGUCCUGUUUAGGUACUUCGUUAUUUACUCUGCUAUUUUCGUUGUGCUGAUCUUACUGCGUUAUGUGUUAUUUAUGAAGGACGCUUGGAGGCGUGGUUCGUAAAAAUUAUCAAUUUAUUACAACAGUCUCGAGGAGGCGGGCUCGGAUACAGUAAAGAACAGUAAAGAGGCAUCCAGACAACACUUACACAUCUUUGAUAAGACAGACUCCAUUCAUGUCUCCUCCAAUGCUAGCCUGAAAAAUGAUAGAGAUGUCACUUGACAAAGAAACUGUUUUAUCAUGUGAGGGGCAAACAGACCCAUCUUAUCAACAGCACUCAGAACAUUCUCGAAACAAUACCAGCAUACCCGGAAAGACCACAGGUACAAGUUUCAGCAAAAAGGAUAGUGAAGAACCAAGAAAUGAGACAUCACAGGAGCACAAUGAUAAAAACUCCACAACAGGUAACGGAGCAGUGAGUGAAUGUAGCGUGCUUGGGGCCGAAUCUGGGUCUACAAAGACCCAGAAUGAUCCUCAACAGUCAAAACCCCAACAGCAGAGACUCAACAAACGACGCAACACUAUGAGUGCUGGCUUCAAGCACCCUUGUUAUGGGAAGCGACGACGGCGUGCCAACUCCGAAAGCGAGUCGGUCCUGCCAACUAACUUCCUGCUGGGCGGGAACAUUUUUGACCCGCUCAACCUCAACAGCCUUCUGGAUGAAGAGGUUAACCGGGCCCUCAAUGCAGAGACACCCAAGUCUUCGCCAUUACCGGCCAAAAGCAGAGAUCCUGUAGAGAUCCUGAUACCAAGAGAUAUCACAGACCCCCUCAAUCUCAAUUGCCCUAGCACAGGAGGCCGCAAUCGGCUGGUGUCCCCCUUGAAAAAUGGUGGAGGCAAGCGAAGACAUCGGAACAAGCACCAUGGAGCAGGUUCAGGAGGAGGUGGAAUGGUCACACAAUCUGAUUUACCGGAGUCUAAAUGUUGUACAGAAGAUCAGACUGGAACCACAUCACAUUUUAAGUCAGGCAGUGUGGUGGACAGCCUCGUCCCUGAGGCCCUGAAAGAGGACAAUAUGCUAUUGAUCUCCACUUUUGAGGUUCCAUGUUCAAAAAAACCUAAUUUAUCUACAAAUGGCGGUGAACUGAAGGAAAAAAUAGGAUGUGUUCCACCCACCAAUGACAAUUCUACGGUACCGCCAUCUGCAAACCCCACCAACCCUUCAUCAAGCAAGCAGCGCAAACGUAAGCGGGCUAUGGGGAGAUUGGAGGAUGGCAAUGGUUCAAAUGGGGCGAGAAACUGGGCUCCAAGAUCCGGGGGGCAUUCUCAGCCCUUUUACUCCCCAGGGCCAGGCCCUCGUACAGGUGGUACAGACAGGCCUCAACAGCAUCUAAACCAUUGGAGGUCACAGAACAAUGACAACCAGCACCAACAACAGCAGAAAAAGAAGUUUCAGUUCGGCAACUAUAACAAAUACUAUGGUUAUCGGAACCCAGGGCUGACCGAAGAUCCUCGUAUCUGUGUUUUGAAACCUGAGUGGUUCCAAGGAAAGGUUGUGCUGGAUCUGGGCUGCAACACCGGCCAUCUGACGUUGUCCAUCGCCAAGAACUGGCGACCGGCACGGAUUGUGGGCCUGGAUAUCGAUGGAGCCCUGAUACAUGCUGCCCGACAGAACAUACGCCACUACCUCUCUGAACUCCACACAGAACAGGCCCGACGUUUUGGGGAAAAUGGAGAACAGAAUAGAGUAGAGUACAGCAAAUGGGAUGAUUUACCAGAAGAAGAAAAAAAGAGAAAGGAGAAAUAUGGAGAAGGGUUUAGGGGAGAAAAAGAGGAGCAUUCUUCACUUGAAAACAAAAAGUGUUCAGAUGGAAAGAACAAAUACAUAGACAAAGGAGGGAUGGUAGAUUGUGGACUUGCAGAAAGAGAGAACGACAAAGGGAAUGAUGCAGAGAAUAAGUCCACAGAGGCUGAUCAUGAAGGAGUGAGAGGGAAAAUAGAGGAUGGGGAAUGUGUUGGCCUCCCUGAUGGGAAGCAUUCAUUCCCUGUUUCACUCCGAAUCUCAAGAGGACCCAUAGCUGGCCCUCCUUUGUCUGAGACGAACACAAACAUCCUCCCUCCUGGAGAUUUCCCUGCCAACAUCACCUUUGUCAAGGGGAACUAUGUGCUGGAAAGUGAUGCGCUGCUGCAGAUGCAAAGGGAAGAGUAUGACGUGAUCCUGUGUUUGAGUGUGACAAAAUGGGUCCACUUGAACUGGGGUGAUGAUGGACUUAAACGGCUCUUCCAAAGGGUUUACAGGCACCUGCGGCCAGGAGGACUCUUCAUACUGGAGCCUCAGCCCUGGAACUCCUACAGCAAGAGAAAGAAACUCACUGAUGCCAUCUAUAAGAAUUAUCAUAGCAUCUGCUUCAAACCAGAGCAGUUUUCCUCCUACCUGACUACCGAAGUUGGCUUCUCGAGUUAUGAGCUCAUCGGAACUCCACAGAAUUUUUCUAGAGGUUUUCAGAGACCAAUCUACCUUUUUCACAAAGGACCCUCGCCUCAAAAGUGACUCCGCCAGUUAGGACCGCCAGAUUGAACGAGAAACCACAAUGCUUGGAUAUUGAAAACAACCAGCAUUCGAAGCCACUGGAACUUUAAAGAAUUUUUCAUAUUUCUUAAAAAUUUAAAUAAGACUAGGACUGAAUUUGACACUUUCAGUAUUUUGAACUCUUACAUGAAAUCUCAUUGGUGCUGAAAAAGGUUACAUUUCUUCCCCCUGCCAUUAAAAAUAAAGGAAAACCUCCAUGAUAUUCCUGCAAACUCAAAAGCUAUAAAUACAGACCAGAGUUUUUCUGCCAUCCCAAAGAGCUGGUGUUACUGGUAUCUCUCAUAAAGAACAGACCUUGGAGAACUACAUAGUUAAAUCGAAUAGAAUCGGAUCCCAUCAAGUAAAUCCUAAGAUCCUCGUAAACGCAAGUUGUAUUUCAUUUGCAAUGAAAAUGUGGACUUUUGAACAUUUUGUCCACAUUUGAAUUCGUGAGCAAAUCUGCCCUCCUUUUAGCACACAACUGAUAUGUAAACACCUAGGAUUUUAAGAUUUCAGGAUUUAAAAUGUCUGGAGGUUAAGUUUUAAAGAAUAUAUUUUUUUGUUUCAAAAGGAAAUAUUAGAAUGUUCAUUCGAAACUCUGUUUUUUGUGUUUUGUUAUUGCAUUGUCAUCUUUACUCUUAAGUUUAAAACAAAGUAUUGCUAUUAACAUAAAUAGGAAGUACCUUUUUACAUGCAAGCUGUUAAAAGCAUGACAAUUUUAGCAUCUCCCCAUCACCAGGUUUGCAUUCAGACAAUGUCUAAUAUGGUGGUCCAGUUUGACCAAGCUGGUAAAGCUGGUCUGUUUUGAUGGUUUUAGAUGGGUUUGGGGUAUUUGACUACUGGUCAGGCUGGGAGACCAGCCUAGAAUGGCUAAGACCAGAAAACCACCAUAGACUGGUUUAAAUUGGUCUUUUCAGCAGGGUUAUGGGCACUACUUUUUUAAUAGCAAACCGUUUAAUAAGCUGUAUUUCCUGGUCUAACAGGACCACAAUUUCAGUCCUUGAGAUAUUUGAUACUGCUGGUUUGUUAUGAAAAAGUGAGGUUUAUCUCCAUUUGAUGUAUCCAGUAGGCCAGGUAGAUAUCAGAAGGAUGUGAUUCAUUUUUUUAUGUUUUGCAUCAUAGAGAAUGAACCUAAAACAUUUUUUUUAAUAUAAAUGUGUUCUUAUUUACCAACUCUUCAAGUGUAUCAAUAAAGAGGUACAUUUUGUGAAUUGUUUGUCCACAGUUCAUGUCACCACUGAGGUAUGACACCUUGUUGUUUUAUUUCAAUUGAAUGGUUUGCACUAAAAAGAAGGGUCAAAUUGGUGUCCCAUAUUUAUAUUGUAUGUGCAAAUGUAAAGUUGGUGUAUCUCUGAAAAGGGCCAUUUUUCAUUCAAGGGAAUAAUUCAGAUCAUUCGCAAAAUAAACUGCAAAAUAACAUGGAAUCGUCUUGCUGGUCUGUAUUUUUUGCUUUGAACGGAUGAAUCAUGACCUGAAAAUACUUAUUUUUAUUACAUUGAUAAUAAUUAUAGAGAUUGAUCGAUUAUGCUGAUUUAUUUAAGACAGUAUGAAUUGUGUCUCGUCUCCAUUUUC
Messenger RNA from Xyrauchen texanus (razorback sucker), 4529 nucleotides. RefSeq names its product 7SK snRNA methylphosphate capping enzyme-like. The record is from RefSeq and is a predicted model, not a curated record. NCBI's taxonomy places the organism in Eukaryota, Metazoa, Chordata, Actinopteri, Cypriniformes, Catostomidae. The transcript has 6 exons. Bases 651 to 2939 code for a protein of 762 amino acids. Gene Ontology annotation, biological process: snRNA modification. Gene Ontology annotation, molecular function: snRNA binding; O-methyltransferase activity; RNA methyltransferase activity.